Molecule: messenger RNA, 11378 nt
Organism: Coregonus sp. 'balchen'
Lineage: Eukaryota; Metazoa; Chordata; Actinopteri; Salmoniformes; Salmonidae
Source: the annotation of a GenBank genome assembly
AUGGAGGUGUAUAAGCUGACAGUUGCUACAGGCACAUCAGAGUAUUCUGGCACCAAUAACUACAUAUAUGUCACCCUGGUGGGAGAGAAUGGAGAGAGUGAGAGAACAAUCCUGGACAACCCUGGACUGGACUUCUGUAGAGGAGCGGUGAGUAGUGCUGGGCAUGUGUGCUCCAGGAGGAGGAGUACAAGGUGUGUGUGUCAUUUUUAGGUAGAUUAAUAUAAAGUGUGGGUGUCUCUCCCUCCCUAACCCCCAGGUGGAUGAGUACAAGGUGUGUAGCCCGGCCCCUCUGGGUCCUCUCCUCCUGGUUCGUCUGGAGAAGCAGCGUUACUGGGUGGAGGAUAACUGGUUCUGUCGCUAUGUCACUGUGGAGCCACCAGGUGGUGGUACAGCCCUCACCUUCCCCUGUUACCGCUGGCUCAUAGGAGACAUCAAGGUGGAGAUACGAGAAGGCACAGGUAAUUGGUAAAGGAAAGAAGUUGCCCCUCAAGAUACUGCUCUCAAGUCAGUUUGCGUUUUUCCCACUAGUGAUAAAGGUUAUGUUUUGGGGUGAGAAAGCUGAUCCUAGAUUUGGUCAAACAAAGUGUAAAGGUCAAGAAGAGGUUUGAGAAGGAUGUACAGGUAACUGUCAAAAUAAAGGAAACCCCAACAUAAAGCGUCUUAACAGGGCGUUGGGCCAGCAUGAGCCGCCAGAACUGCUUCAAUGCACCUUGGCAUAGAUAUUCGAUCAUUUGGUGUUUAGUUGGUGGUGGUGCAAAAUGCGGUCUCAGGGGCCACUCCUAAAACUCCCAUAAGUGUUCACACACACCCUUUAAACCCCCUAUGAUCCUUUGAGACCCCUCUUUCAAAGUCACUGAGAUCUCUUCUUCUAGCCAUGGUAGCCAAAAUAAUGGGCAUCUGGCCAUUUUUAAACAUGACCCUAAGCAUGAGGGAUGUUAAUUGCUUAAAUAACUCAGGAACCACACCUGUGUGGAAGCACCUGCUUUCAAUAUAAUUUGUAUCCCUCAUUUACUCAAGUGUUUCCUUUAUUUUGGCAGUUACCUGUAUGUGCGAGUUAGUCAUCCCUCUUUCUCGCUCUCCCUCUCUCUCUCUCUCUCCCUCCUUUAGCGAAGAGACUCAGUGAUGACACCUCUCCUCAGCUAUUGGCUCACAGAAAAGCAGAACUGCAAGAGAGACAGAAGAUAUACAGGUCAGUAAGAUUACAGAAAUGUUGUUACACACACACACACACACGUAUGUGCACAAGCACAGAAAUAAGAAUACACACACGUCCCAAUUCCAAUCCCUCCAGAAAGAGAGCCUAGUUCUUACAGUUAUGUUUGUUUAUCCAGAUGGGCUGCAUGGGCUCCUGGGAUUCCCAAGUGUAUUGAUGCCAAGACCGAGGCAGACCUGCAUCAGGACGUACGUUUUGACAACGAGAAAAGGAGCGACUUUGAGGGCUCCUUACACUAUGCGUGAGUUACACACACACUUUUCUGUGUGAUGUUAUUUUUACGCAUUGACAUUCACACAUGGUGGUCACAUUUCCCCUAAAUCUAAUGUAAAAUGUCCCUCACUUGCUCAGACAUACAGUACCAGUCAAAAGUUUGGACACACCUACUCAUUCAAGGGUUUUUCUUUAUUUUUACAUUGUAGAAUAAUAGUGAAGACAUCAAAACUAUGAAAUAACAUAUAUGGAAUCAUGUAGUAACCAAAAAAGUGUUUAAAAAAAUAGAAAUAUAUUUUAUAUUUGAGAUUCUUCAAAUAGUCACCCUUUGCCUUGAUGACAGCUUUGCACACUCCUCUCCUCUCCUCUCCCAGUAUUCUAGAGCUGUCUCUGAAGAAACUAGCCAUCAGGUUUGGAAAGUCAUGGAACGAUCUGGAGGACUUUAAACGAUGCUUCUGGAAACUCAAAAGCCCGAUAGCUGGUAGAGUACAAUGAAACAAAUAUACAAUAUUUAGAUUCAGUGUUUUAGCCCUCCCUCCCAUCACUGCAUCAGUGCUAUUGGUUGUAGAAUACAGGCCAACACUUUUCAUUGCUGUCCCUUCCUAUUCAUAAUCAUAGACAUUGAGGAAGUGAGACCUCAGAGUAAUGCAACAACAGUUUUCACCUAAUUUAAUCAGUGUUUCAUCUACUGUUUCACAUUGCAAUACAUGUUCAUAUAACGUAAUUCAGUCAGUUUUUAAUAUUUUAAAUCAUUGAUUAAAUAAUUAUUUAAUAUAUGGUCAAUUAGUUUUCCCACAUUACGUUUAAGACUUCUCUAUAUUUACUCUCUCAGUCCCAUUAUACAGUAUAUCAUAUAUUACCAUUUUUUGUAUUGCUUUGGUGUAAUUUUCACAAGUAUGUUGUACAUUUUCACAACUCUUAGUCCAAAACUCAAAACACAUUAUCAAAAAGGCAGUUGUUUCAAAACUAAGCACAUUUUCAAUUCACUAAGUACAACACACAAAAUCAUACAGUCACUUUUUCACCAAACUUAAUCAGUGUUUCAUCUACUGUUUCACAUUGCAAUACAUGUUCAUAUAAAGUAAUUGCCUUUCACAUUGCAAUGCUCACAUUACUUUUGAUAUGAUUGUCUUCUCUUUUGUUAAAAUACAUUUUACUAUUACUUAAUCCGACUGCUCUUAAUUGAUGAUCACUUAAACGUUUGGUAAACCUAUAGAUUCUACACGUAAACUGGUUUGUCUACUACAGAUUUUGAGAACUAAUUCAAAUAUACAGUAUGUCUGUAAAGUAUAAACAUAAAAAGUAUACAUACUCAAAUGUACUACUAUGAUGAUUACUUAUGAUUUUACUUCUAGUAAAUUUUUAAAAAAAUCUGAUAUUGACAAGAUCAGAGAUGUACUGUAUGUAACAAAUCAAAUCAAGGUUUAUUGGCCGCGUACAGAUUAGCAGAUGUUACAGCAGGUGCAGCGAAAUGCUUGUGUUUCUAGCUCCUACACUGCAGUAAUACAAUAUCAAUACAAUACCAAUAAUCCAGAAAGUCCAAAAUAAGAAAUGCAUCCCCUAUACACUAAACAUGUUUCAAGUACAUACGUACAAUACAAUACUGUAAAAUACAAUACACAAUUACAAUACAGGUGGAAGAUGUACGAUUGCCAUCCCCAUGAGCGUACCACCCUCCUUCAGGCCAUGGAUGAGGCAUGCAAUGAUGUCAAUCCAGACCUGUCAGGCUUGGAUUCGCCAUGCCAAAAGGUUUUUCCCCAGGUGCAUGAACAAUUAGGAUAUUCACUGCGAUUUUGAUGAGAGCCUAUUUCCAAAUGCUCAACACAGGCUUGAUGCAAACUAGUGCUGCUAAACAUAAGGUUUCUUUCAUUUCUUUCAUUUGAUUACAUUGUGAAAGAUGUUUGCAAUGAUCACACCUUUGAUCACGCAUGGGAUAGAAAUUAUGGACAUUUUAUGUUCAGUCAAUUUUAAUGGGUAGUGUAAGUGUAUUGCCUAAUAUGAAAACAGUGUAGUGCACAGUCAUGUACAGUACUGCAGCAUACUACAUUCAAAGGGCAAUUAUGAAACAUGUAUUUUAAAUGUUUUGCUAUUGGAUUAACUGGUUGUUAAAAUAACUAAACUGAGAAGAUAUCAUUAUGUUGUGUUUUGGUGAUUAAACCAAUGUACUCAUUAUUUUUCACAGUAAACUUAGAUUUUGUAUCAAUGGUUGUGUGAUGAAAGAUGUCUACAAACAAAAUUAAUGCACAAUGAAAGGUUUUGAAUGUAAGACUGGCAGCAUUACAAGUGUUACCAGUUCGGAGUUUUGAAAAUUCACCACAUACUUGUGAAAAUAGUACCAAAGCGAUAAAAAAAACUGUAAUAUAGAUUAUUAUAUUAAGAAUUGAUUAUUGAUACAUUCAGACAGUACUUUUUUCAUUAUGUGGUUGAUUGAUUGAUUGAUUAUCCCUAUGGUUCCAGAGUACUGUAUGGAGCACUGGAAGGAGGAUUGGUUCUUUGGGUACCAGUGUCUGAAUGGUUCAAACCCCCGCAUGAUCCAGCGCUGCAAGGAGCUUCCAGGAAACUUCCCAGUCUCUGGAGACAUGGUGCAGGGGUCGUUGGCACCCAGGACCACCCUGGACAAGGAGCUCAAGGUGGGGCCCCACUAUCUAUCUAUCUAUCUAUCUAUCUAUCUAUCUGACCACCCUGGGGUCCCUCUCUCUGUCCUUCUGUCUGCGUACCAAAAUGGCACCCUAUUUCCAAAAUAGUGCACUACUUUUGAUCAGAGCCUAUUCUGUCCCACCCCAAAAAAACUAUUUAAAAAACAGUUACGUCUCCAGAUUUAGGACAUAUGUUCUAAUUGAAUCCAAGACAAUAACAAACAUAUAAGUUAAUAUAGUACAAAGUAAUUGUUUAUACACCAGUUCCAAACCCUGAUUCCUAAACUUCAUGUUUGAAAAUAAAGCAAUUAAUAUAUUUUUUUACACUUUUAUUUCAAUAUAACAUCUUAAGUUGUUCUAUUAUUACAUUGAAAGAUACUGAUCUAAUUAUUUGUUUUGGUUAUUUUUACACAUCUUUUGAUGUCACUACCAAAACACACACUUUAAAAGACUGUAGAAUUAAGGUGCCUUAAACUACAACCCUACAAAUAUCACCAGGUGAUGGGAUUGCACCCAUCUCCAGCAUGACAACAUGGUGAGUAGUCUGUCUGCAAACAUUUUGGAGAAAAUGAGUGAGCAAGUUGGUAAAUCUUUAUGUCUUUUUAAGUGUCACUACCGAACGCUAAUAUAUCAAGAAAUAUGACAAGUACGAUUUUAGGACUAAAAUAUAUGUUUUGCUGGGAUGUAAAUAUGUCAUAAUGAAAGCUAGCCAGCCAGCCAUUUGUUAGCUAUGGAGAUUCUUUAAAGUCCAAAAUAAGUCAAAAUUGUCCAAAUCGAAAACGGUCACAACCGAAACAAUUAACACCAUAGAGAUGUAUAGAGGUCUCAUCUUUGUAUCUGUGCCAUUAUGGCGUCUGUGACAGCACGGGCAGCACCAUUGAGGCCAUCUCCAAUUUAAAGAUGCAUGCGCCAUGCUCUACCACCUGAGCUACAGAGGACCACCCUGUGAGUAGUGGACAAGUGCACACUUCAGGAAAAAGUGUAGAGUAUUGAGAUGCAUAGCCAGCAGGAGGGGCUCCAACCUUUCAAGAGCCCAAACAUUAACAUCUAUUUGGCCAAAACAUAGACAUCUAUAAUAUGCUAUAUUGUACUGUACUCUACUGUACCGUACCCUGCUCUACUGUUCUUUACUGUACUCUACGAUACUGUGCUCUACUGCACUGUACUAUACUCAAGUUGACUUGCGUUUCUUACAAUUUAAGAAAGGGCCCAUAGACUCUUGAUCUAGUGGUCUUGGUCUUGAGACCACAUAAAUCCGGUCUUUUAUUAACUUGUUAUGGUCUCAACUCACUGGGUCUGGAUCUUGGGACCAAUGUCCUGGUAUAAAUCUUGGUCUUGGCACCUGGAUUUGACGUCAGUCUGGUUUACAAUAGGCAACCCAAUUUGAAGAAGACAACGCUCUCUGAUCAUUGGCUGAUCAGUCCCAACACAUAGGAAUCCCCACCCAGUUGACUACCAUUAAUCUUGGGGUGACGGGGGGAGCGAGUUUGCAAAAUGCUAUCAUAUCACUCAAUUACACCAUUUAUAAAAUGGUCAUAUAUAUAUAUAUAUAUUGGAUCAUUUUGUCAAUUUGCGCUUUUUUUUUGCUAGUCUAUAUUUUAAAUAUAUAUAUAUAUAUAUAUAUCACCUCAGUCCAAAGAGGAAUAACUUUGCAGCUGUUUCUGAUUAAUAAACAUUGCCAUGCUGGUGGGUGGUAACAUUUAAAUAAAACCCAGCCCUGAAACGAAAUGUACGCUGAAAAUAGUUUAUGUCAUGUCAUAGGAAAAGACACCGCAUUCACAUGGAUUUUCACCAAGUGGGCAGUUCAGAUGUCACUUCAAGCCCAAAUAUACUGUAUCAUACUUUGACUAAAACGAUGACUUAUUGACUUAAAUCAUUGUGCAACAUCAUGGGUAAGCUCUGGCCAUCGUCUUUGAGCUCUAAAAAGUGGAUUUCUACUGGUGUGGGCGUUUAAAUGGUGGAAGACUUCAAUGGCAAUUUCUAUGCCAAAACAAGUUAUUUCCAUCUAGAGUCCUCUAUUCAUCUCUAUGAUAGACACUUGACAACAAAACGCCUGUUAUUUUGCCAAAAUAAAGAUAGGUAAAGGGAUAAUUUAAACAUCUAACAGCAUAACUAAUUACAUGCUAAAGUAAUUCAAUCAAUCAACAAGUUUCAGAUUCAUACAAUCAACAUUUAACAUUUUACAGAGAACAAUUCAAAAUUCAAUUGAAAGGUUUUGAAAAUCAGAUUAAAAAUAAUGUUUUUUGGUAUUUUGUUAAUUUGGUAUGCAAAUAACAUUUAUAAGCCCGCUUGGAGUUCUCUUUUUAUUGCAACUUUUUCACUAUGUUUCAGUAGUGACAAAGUUAGUGGUGUGGUAAGGGAUUCAGGUAAAUAUUUCAAAUAUGCAAUACAGACAAAGUGUGCUGAAAGUUUGGGAGAAAUAGGAUACAAAUGUAAAACAAAUGCCAACCCCCAAUUUACACCACUUCUGUAGAACAAGUCAUAUACUGCUUGCACUACUUUUGACCAGAGCCCUACGGUGGAACAGCAUGUUUAUGAUGUGGGUAAGUAGGCAAAUACUAUCCUAAUCCACCAGAAAAGACAGAACAAAUAUUAUGGUUAAUCUCAAAUAUACUCAUUGAUAAAAAAAUACAUUAUAAAAAAAUACAAAUAAAAUAACUGUAUAAUCUUUGUAAAUUAUAUCAUAAAUAGGACAGGUGGAGUUAUGUCACACAUACAGUUAACAAAAAUAUAUGGAAAUAUCUGCUCUAUCCAAAAUUACAACCAACUGAUUCCGCAAAAAAGGAGGUGGCAAGUGGAAAGGGGAGAAGGUAAGGAACUUAUUUAUAAAUACCUUAUUUACAUAAGUAUUCAGACCCUUUGCUAUGAGACUCGAAAUUGAGCUCAGGUGCAUCCUGUUUCCAUUGAUCAACCUUGAGAUGUUUCUACAACUUGGAGUCCACCUGUGGUAAACUCAAAUGAUUGGACAUGAUUUGGAAAGGCACACACCUGUCUAUAUAAGGUCCCACAGUUGACAGUGCAUGUCAGAGCAAAAACCAAGCCAUGGGGUCGAAGGAAUUGUCCGUAGAGCUCCGAGACAGGAUUGUGUCGAGGCACCAAUCAGGGGAAGGGUACCAAAACAUGUCUGGAGCAUUGAAGGUCCCAAGAACACAGUGGCCUCCAUCAUUCUUAAAUGGAAGAAGUUUGGAACCACCAAGACUCUUCCUAGAGCUGGCCGCCCGGCCAAACUGAGCAAUCGGGGGAGAAGGGUCUUGGUCAGGGAGGUGACCAAGAACCCGAUGGUCAAUCUGACUGAGCUCUGGAGUUCCUCUGUGGAGAUGGGAGAAACUUCCAGAAGGACAACCAUCUCUGCAGGACUCUACCAAAUCAGGCCUUUAAGGUAGAGUGGCCAGACGGAAGCCACUCCUCAGUAAAAAGGCACAUGACAGCCCGCUUGGAGUUUGCCAAAAAGGCACCUAAAGCCCAUCAGACCAUGAGAAACAAGAUUCUUUGGUCUGAUGAAACCAAGAUUGAACUCUAUGGCCUGAAUGCCAAGCGUCACGUCUGGAGGAAACCUGGCACCAUCCCUACAGUGAAGCAUGGUGGUGGCAGCAUAAUGCUGUGGGGAUGUUUUUCAGCGGCAGGGACUGGGAGACUAGUCAGGAUUGAGGGAAAGAUGAACGGAGCAAAGUACAGAGAGAUCCUUGAUGAAAACCUGCUCCAGAGUGCUCAGGACCUCAGACUGGGGCGAAGGUUCACCUUCCAACAGGAAAACGACCCUAAGCACACAGCCAAGACAACGCCGGAGAGGUUUUGGGACAAGUCUCUGAAUGUCCUUGAGGGGCCCAGCCAGAGCCCAGACUUGAACCCGAUCGAACAUCUCUGGAGAGACCUGAAAAUAGCUGUGCAGCAACGCUCCCCAUCCAACCUGACAGAGCUUGAGAGGAUCUGCAGAGAAGAAUGGGAGAAACUCCCCAAAUACAGGUGUGCCAAGCUUGUAGUGUCAUACCCAAGAAGACUCGACGCUGUAAUCACUGCCAAAGGUGCUUCAACAAAGUACUGAGUGAAGGGUCUGAAUACUUACGUAAAUGUGAUAUUUCCGUUUUUUUUUUUUUUAUAAAUGUGCAAAACGUUCUAAAAAACGAUUUCUGCUUUGUCAUUAAGGGGUAAUGUGUGUAGAUUGAUGAGGGAAAAUUUUGUUUUAAUCAAUUUUAGAAUAAGGCUGUAACGUAACAAAAUGUGGAAAAAGUCAAGGGGUCUGAAUACUUUCUGAAGGCACUAUAUGGGGGAUACAAGCAUCCCAGCUCUGCAGAUUUUGCUGCGAAUAGACAGAAUAAUUAAAUCACUUGUUUUGGUACUGCCCAUAUGUAGCUUGUUUUUGGUCGCAGCUUCAGGAAUGGUUGAAAAAUUGCUACAUUUACUUGGAGCGAACAUGCAAAUAGCACUGCUGGAUGAUUUGAAAAGUCAUAGUCAAUCGAUCAAUAAUAUAAUAAUACUCUUAGCAAAGGUGUUUAUCUUUAAUUUACAAUCUGUAGAAACUAUGAGAAUAGAAAGGUUCAGAACUUUUGUGAAACAUCACAGCACAGUAGAAAAAUAUAUGGCAGCUAGAAAUCAAAACUGGAUGGUCUUCAGAGAUAGAUGUGAGGGGUUGAGAGUAGCUGAAGGCUGGGACUAAAAACAAACAAAAGAUAACUAAUGUAAAAUAUACUGUCCGUGAAAUGUAUGUACUAUGUAUAAGCUAGAAGUGGAAGCUUAAGUAUUGUUGUCCAUUAGUUUACUCCAAUUAGGGGAGGGGUGGUAGGGUAAGGGGAAAAUGAUAAAGAACGAAAAUGUAUUUCAUUAGUUUAUUCCAAUUAGGGGAGGGUUGGCAGGGUUAGGGGAAAAUAAUAUAUAUAUUUACAAAAAAUAUAUAUGGGAUUUGGAAGUGAUGCAGACAAUUACAUUGAUAGAAGCCACAAUCUAUCUGCAAUAAAGCUGAUCUACCCCCUAAAAGAAAUACUAUCCUAACCCUAGCCUCAGCUGCCUCUACAGAUUUUCUGCUCUCCUCCCUUCAUCUCUAGGCUGGUAACAUCUACUUGAUUGACUAUGCCAUUAUGGAUGGUGUUCCCACAAAUGUAAUCAGGGGGAAACCACAGUACAUCGCUGCACCUCUGUGUCUACUAUAUGAACACCCUGACCUGGGACUCAUACCCAUUGCCAUACAGGUAGGACUGGACACACAUACACACAGACAGACACACACAACACAACACACACUUUAUUCAUCCCUUCUCUUCUCCAGCUAGGACAGACUCCUGGCUUCGACACACCCAUUUUCCUGCCUAAUGACCCGCCCCUGGCCUGGCUACUGGCUAAGAUCUGGGUCCGUCACUCAGAGUUUCAGGUGUUCCAGUUGCUGUCACACCUGUUGAGAACUCACCUGUUGGUAGAAGUGUUCUGUGUGGCUACAUUACGUCAACUUCCCGCUGUACACCCUGUAUAUAAGGUAGGGGUGUAUGUGCGUGUGUGUGUGUGUGUGUGUGCGUGUGUGCGUGUGUUGCUGUCUCAUCCCUCUCUCUGUCUCUAGCUCCUGACUCCCCACCUGCGCUACACUCUGGAGAUCAACUGCAGGGGACGCACUCAGCUUGUCUCUGCUGACGGCAUCUUCAAAAGGGUCAGUUCGCUAUUCUCUUUCAUUGAGGGCUCAUUUUCCCCUUUCAUGUUUUGUCACCUUUUUUUUUUUCUUCGAAUGUGCGAAAUGUCAUAGGGACACAGAUAGAAGGACAGCUUUGAAAGUGGUGGACAAGUGGUUCGAUUUCCCACCAUUGUGGUCUAAGCUGACAGCAUCAUCCUGCUCUCUUCCUCCAGGUGGUGUCUACAGGAGGGGAGGGUCUGCUCGUCCUGUCCCAGAGAGAGUACAAGGUCCUGACCUACCGCUCUCUCCAGCCCUGCUGGGACUUCCAACAGCGCGGCGCCACCACGCUCAAAGACUACUUCUACAGGGAGCACAGCCUCAUGCUGUGGGACGCCAUACACAGGUUUUUACUUCUUGCUUUACUCCUAUGUGGCUGUGGUCAAAAUGGCAUCUUAUUCCCUAUGGGUCCUGGUCAAAAGUAGUGCACUAAAUAGGGAAUAAGGUGUAGAGCCACCAAGCUCAGAGACUACUUCUACAUGGAACACGGUCUGAUGCUGUGGUACGCAAUACACAGGUACAAUACCCGUGUGACCACUUCUUUAUGACCACAGAGACAUUGUUUAUUAGGUUGUAAGAGGAAAGCAAGGAGGGGACAUGCUAUUAGGCCUGAAAUAUGGACAUGCUGAAAUUCACAUUGAGAAAAUAGUAUUAUGUCCUUUAAUUAGCCUACUCUUAUUCUCCCUCUAUUUCUACCUCACUGUUUGUUUCCCUCCAUCUUCCCAUCCCCCCUCUCGCUCUCUCUUUUCUCUCUCGCCAUAGUUUCGUCUCAGGGAUGAUAUCUGUGUACUACCAUUGUGACAGUGAUGUGGUGGAGGACUCGGAGUUACAGACCUGGAUAAAGGACAUCGCUGAGGAGGGCUUUGUCGAUGUUCCCAAAUUUGGCUUGUCCAACGAACUAAAAAACAAAGCAGAGCUGGUCACCUUGCUGAGUGUAGCCAUCUUCACAAGCACAGCACAGCACGCAGCCACCAACAAUGGACAGGUAUUUCACAAACACACACACCAGGCACGCGAGCAAGCAAGCAAGCACACAUGCACAUUCACACGAACGCACACUUCUAUUAACUUACUCCUCUCUCUUUAACGUAGUUUGACUGGUGUGCUUGGGUACCCAACACCCCGUGCACCAUGCGUCACCCCAUGCCAACCGACAAGGACGCUGUUACCAUGGAGAUGAUAAUGGACAGCCUGCCUGAUGUCAGCCAAACAUGUUUGGAGAUGGCGAUCACAUGGCACCUGGGGCGGCCACAACCUGAUGCAGUAAGUUAAAGGGUUACGGUAACGCUAGCUGAUCCCAUAAAAUCCCAGUCAAACUUGGGAGUAGUUACACAUAUUUUUUUUAAUGGGGGUGGUACCACCUCAACAUACAUUUGUUUCCAUUUCAAAAUGCUUUCUCCCGUUUGCUCCUACUGAAUGAAACCCUUGUCUCCCACCUCCUUUCAUUGUCUUUCUCUCCCUUCCCCUAUCCCCCUCUCUUCUCCAGGUCCCAAUGGGUCAGUAUCCAGAGCAGUACUUCACUGAGCCCCAGGCCCAGGAGGUGAUUGACAGGUUCAGACAGGAACUGAAGGAUAUAGAGGAACACAUCCUGAGCCAGAACCAGGGACUGGAGCUACCUUACCUCUUCCUCCUGCCCAGCCGCAUCGAGAACAGCAUUACUAUCUAG